CAGCCCCUCGAAGCACCUGAAUCAUCAGUGCUCACACCGACUUUCCCAGGUGUUUGCAUGGGUCUGCAGUGCAGGUCAGCUGGCAGCUGGAGUGUUUCAGUGGUGCAGAGGGGCGGGCAGGGCUCUGGAGCCGUCUGUGCAAGACAGUGGGUUCAGAUCCUGGAUGGUGCUCAUGCAGAGCAGAGCUUGGUGCUUCGCCCAGAUUGCUUCCAUAAAAGUGCCCAGCUGUUUAGAUGUCUCGGUGUUUUGAAUAAAAUCCGCAGCCUAUUAUUAUUAAAGAUAAAAGAGCAAAAGUACCCUUAGAAAAAAAUGAAAGAACAUUUUAAUUAUUUUUUUGCCACUUAAUACCUUAAUAAUACACAUAAGUAUUAAACAGCUUAAUAUUUUUUCUUAUGCGGUAGUGUGGCAUUGUAGGCAUAAAAGUGUUUUUUUCAACUGAAACCAAUACAGAACAGUUAUAAGGAGUAAGAACUUUUUAAAAAGUUCUUACUUUCAAAAAAACUAUUUACCAAUGAGAGGAGGCCGUUCGGCCCACCUGCCUGUUAGGUAGAUAGUAGCCUUAUUGGACCUUUAAGUCCACGGGUCUCCUGUCCUGGGUGUGAAACGCACUUCUGAGUCGUUUCCACUUGUGCCCCCUGGUUCGAGUUUCCAGGUUCGUCCUGAAGAAGAGCUCUGGGCUGAGUGUGUCAGUGCCUCUGAGGACUGAGGACGCUUGUAUCGGGCCCCCUCGCUGCCUUCUCCUUUCAAGACUGAAAAGAUAUAGUUCUUUCAGGCCGUCAGUGUAGAAAAUCCCCUUAAGCCGUAAGACUGAGGCCCAUAGCCCUGCGAACCCGGUUGCUGUUCUUGAGCCUGAUGCUUUGGAGGAAUCUGAGUGCGUUGGUAGUCUAUGAGCUGCCACACUGAGCCGCGAAGAAUUGUACGUCCGUGCUUCUGUGAUCGGUAUGAUAGCAACUAGGAAUGCAUCUGUCUUUGUAGAAGGUGGGAAACUGGUUUCGUUCUUUAUACAUCGUAGAAAACUUUUGUGCCUGUCGGUCACAAAGUUAGUCCGAUGCUCUGAUGGCAUGCAAUAGAUUUGCAUACAGUGUAUCUGUAGAUAGGCUUCAUACUGUAUAUAAGCACUUGCAUAAAAGUUUUUUCUUUCAGCAUUAUUUUAAAGUAUAGAAAGUAACAUUUGACUUUUUGGAGAAGGGGCAGUUAUUUGUUUAAACAUUGAUGUAUUGACUGUGUUAAGGAUCAGGGUUUAUGUUGUUUUAGUACCUACCAUCCUGUCAAGGUUUAUCGUCAGAUAUUUCAGAAAUUUAUCUCUCAUCAGAGCGGCUGUCUUUUACACCCAAAGACAUUUGCAAAACGUACGAACACUUUAACACUACAUGACAUAACUGACAUCUAUCCCUGCGUGGUCAUGUCACACCAUUCCAUCAGGGAUACACAGUGCUUCACCAGGGCCCUGGAAGUUACUCCGCCUGUUAGUAAAGGUGUCAGUAAAGUUACUCAGACUUCUAAGCUGGUACCAAGGUCUCUUAAAGCAGAAUCCAGUGGCAGUUGGGAACUCUUUACAUAUUACUCCCUGGUACCUGUUGAGUUGUUUUUUUAAUAUCUGCAGUUGUAAAAUACACAGAUUAGUUAUUUGGGAAUGUAUACAGUCAUUUCUGUUCUCAGGUAGUUUGUCUUAAGAUAUUUUUUUUCUUCCUUUCAUUUUAGUUUCAUUGAAGAUUGAUUGCAUUUCAAAAGCAGUCACUGGCUGUUCAGACCCUUGCCGACGCUGAAAGCCCGCUGUUCGUGAUCACGUUUCUGAACACGCUGCACGACGUGUUCCGCAAUAACCCUCCCUGGGGGUGGCCCUCCCGAGUCGGGUACUUCCUGAGCCUCCUGCAGUGUCCCGAGUGCAAGGAGGGGCCUUGGGCCUUUCUGGAGGCGUCUGCCAGGCGGCUCGUGUCCGGCGGUCCCUGCUGCCACCUCUGCCCUGAGCCCGUCAGCCCAGAGCAGGAGAAGUUCCAUGCCCAUCUCCUGGCCUUCCUUCUCGAUCUCUACAGGUUUGAUCUCCACUCCUUAAACACCAGAGAACCCGGAGGAGGUAUGUCUUCGGUUCUGGUCCACACCUUUUGGAACGUGUGGGAGAAGUCGACCCUGGCAACGAAGCCUCUGCAGCAGCUGGCAAAACUGCUAGUUGAAGCCACCCAGUGGCUUCUUGCAUCGAAAGAGGUUUCGAGGCCGGACGUGGUGUCCACACUGCACGAGAUCUUUGGAGUGGCUGUGGAGUUCUGGCGACAGGACAACAGCAGGCUGAACAGAGAUCUGGCGGAGAAAGGCAUGAAGGACUUUGCAGAUUAUCUUUCCAUUUUAUGGCAAGACUCAAGCCCUGAGGUUCUAGUGGAGCUGGUCACCAGCCUGCAGUCCCCCUGGCUGAAGAUGUUCGUCGCUGAUGCCAUUUACAGACACCUCUGCUCAAAGAGCUGCAUCGCUGUGGGGCCAGAGCCACUUUCUCUCCAUAAAAUUGUGUCCCCGUAUUUAACGGCGCUGGGGAGGCUGGCCUGUUCCGGGCCGGGCCCGGGAGGGGCCCCGGAGGGGGCGAAGAUGGAGCGGUGGCCUGGGAUUGAACCUCCUCGCACCCCGCGCAGCGCCGCGCCGCCCCACCGACCAGCAAUUAAGAAAGCUGCGCACCUUGGCCUCGGAGAAAGCACACCUCUUCCUGCCAAGGCAGAUAUUCCACGGGGCCUGCAUAAAGUUAAUAGAGCUGGAGAGACACUCCUGCAUAGAGUCUGCAAGCAAAACCAAGCAGAGAAACUGAUCACCAUCCUCUCUCUUCCCGGGACGGACAUCAACGUGAAAGACCACGCCGGCUGGACCCCGCUGCACGAAGCCUGUAACCACGGCAGCGCGGCCUGCGUGCGCGCCAUCCUGCGGCUGUGCCCCGGCGUGGACCUGCUCGGCCCGGCGGGCGGGCUCAGCCCCCUGCAGGACGCGCUGCUCGCCGGACACGCGGACGUCGCCGGGCUGCUGCUGCGACACGCCGGGUCGGUGCUGCUGCAGCAGCAGGACAGCGAGGGCCGGACGCCGCUGGACCGCGUGGACUGCCCGGCGCUCAGAGAGGAGCCCCCGCCGUGGCGACCUCCUGCUCGGGCCCGCGCACCGGUGUCCUGCCGUUACUGCUGGGCGCGCUGA
Molecule: messenger RNA, 3162 nt
Organism: Lepisosteus oculatus (spotted gar)
Lineage: Eukaryota; Metazoa; Chordata; Actinopteri; Semionotiformes; Lepisosteidae
Source: RefSeq, a predicted model, not a curated record